GAGCAAAGAUCUGAGGGCAGGGAGGGAGGGAGCCUCAGAGCAGACGGAGCCAAUUCCAACGUGUUCUCUAUGUUUGAACAGACCCAGAUCCAGGAAUUUAAGGAGGCCUUCACCAUCAUGGACCAGAACAGGGAUGGCUUCAUCGACAAGAAUGAUUUGAGGGACACCUUUGCGGCUCUUGGGCGUGUAAACGUGAAAAAUGAGGAAAUUGAUGAAAUGCUCAAGGAAGCUCCAGGUCCAAUUAACUUUACUGUGUUCCUAACAAUGUUUGGGGAGAAGCUUAAGGGGGCAGACCCUGAGGAGACCAUUCUCAACGCAUUCAAAGUGUUUGACCCUGAAGGCAAAGGGGUGCUCAGGGCCGAUUACGUUCGUGAGAUGCUGACCACGCAGGCAGAGAGAUUUUCCAAGGAGGAGAUCGAGCAGAUGUUCGCAGCCUUCCCCCCUGAUGUGACUGGCAAUUUGGACUAUAAGAACCUGGUGCACAUCAUCACCCACGGAGAAGAGAAGGACUGA
Messenger RNA from Hyaena hyaena (striped hyena), 513 nucleotides. RefSeq names its product myosin light chain 2 (gene MYL2). Gene Ontology annotation, cellular component: myofibril; cytoplasm. The record is from RefSeq and is a predicted model, not a curated record. Gene Ontology annotation, molecular function: calcium ion binding. Lineage: Eukaryota; Metazoa; Chordata; Mammalia; Carnivora; Hyaenidae. Gene Ontology annotation, biological process: cardiac muscle contraction; muscle cell fate specification; heart development. The transcript has 7 exons. Bases 70 to 513 code for a protein of 147 amino acids.